Messenger RNA from Drosophila pseudoobscura, 1296 nucleotides. RefSeq lists its product as uncharacterized. The record is from RefSeq and is a predicted model, not a curated record. Bases 176 to 1258 code for a protein of 360 amino acids. Gene Ontology annotation, molecular function: hydrolase activity, hydrolyzing N-glycosyl compounds. NCBI's taxonomy places the organism in Eukaryota, Metazoa, Arthropoda, Insecta, Diptera, Drosophilidae. The transcript is spliced from 3 exons.
ACCGACAACCGACGACGACGACGGUACGAAGGCAGCCCCCGCACAAAGAGCAUACAAUGACGCAGAUUAGCUGUUAGCUGCAGGCGUCGUGUAGGCCGGUGUCCAAUCCACAGAGCGAUUCCCGGUUUCCAUUUCCCGUUUCCCCAUUUGAGCGAGCACUCACAGCUCGCCUUCGAUGGCAGACGGACGCACAGCAGCACAACAGGAAGAGGGAGGGGAGCCGGCGGCGGCGCCAGACCGGAGAUACGCAAUACUCGACUGCGAUGGCGGCAGCGACGAUGCCUGGGCCCUGUUGCUGCUGCUGCACGCAGAGCGUAGCCAGCUGGUGGAGCUCCUGGCGGUGACUACCACCGGGUGCGGCAACACCACCCGCGAGCAUGCGGCGCGCAACAUGCGACGCAUCCUCAACGCCAGCGACAGACAAGAUGUGCCCAUCUAUCUGGGGGCCGUGGAGCCUCUGAUAAGCUGCAGCGAAGAUGACAAAAAGUAUUUCCAUGGAUGCGACGGCUUCGGCGACUGUCUGGCGGCGUGUGACAGCGAGGAGUCGCUAGAGAGCAUCGUGCAGGCGGAGCAUGCGGUGACCGCCAUUUACAAGCUAUGCCGCCAGCGACCCAAACAGAUCACCGUGUUCGCGGUGGGGCCUCUGACCAAUCUGUCCCUCGGCUUCACGAUGUACGGUGAAGAGUUCGGCCAGCAGUUGAGGGACCUCUACAUCAUGGGCGGCAACUAUCAGGGCGUGGGCAACUCCUCGCGUUCGGCAGAGUUUAACUUCCAUUCCGAUCCGGAGGCCGCACAUGCCGUGCUGCUCAAGACACACUGUCCGAUCACCAUUCUGCCCUGGGAGGCUUGUCUUCCAGAGCGUUUCAACAUACACAUUAAUUGGCGCCUGGAGCAGUUCGCGGUCAGAGCGGCGGCCGUCCAGCAUUCGGCCAUCACACUGCUGAACCGCGUGGAGAGCGCCCAGUGGCUGCCCAUGAUGGAACAGUAUGGGAUCGACACGUGGAAUCCCUGCGAUGCUAUUGUGGUGGCAGUUUGGCUCUUCGGGGACCGGCUCGUGCGGAAGCAAAGUACGUGGCAUGCCACAGUGGACCUGCGUGGCACGCAUACACGCGGCCAGAUGGUGCUCGAUCAUCUGCGGGAGCGGGAAAAGUAUCCUGAGAACGUGCGGAUCAUUGAGCUGGUCGACGCCGAGUUCUUCAAACGGAUUGUCGAGUGGGUUGCGGGGCUGGAUGGUGGCGAAUUUCUGUUCAAUAAAUAAUAAUACGAGUAGUACAUAAAAUAAAUUCUUAAAGUGCA